UCAGAUCCGAUAAAUAAUUCCCAUCCUGGUAAAUUAUUUUUCGAACGCAACAGAACACUUUUCUCAUUACGUUCAUUGCUUCAAUAAUAGAUUGUUAAUCGGAUCGCAGACGGUUUUAUAAAAUGUUUUUCUCGUCAAAAAAUGAUGAAACUAAACCAUUAUUAUCAGGAAAACGAGGUACAAAAUGGAACAUGUGUAGAUUAGUAAAGUGGACUCUAAUAGUAAUAUGUUUGGGUAUAUUUUUCACGAGCCUGUGGUUUGUUAUAAGUGAUUAUGAAUAUCAAACGGUAUCCAAAAAACCUCAGGCGAGACAUGCAUUACACAUUUCAAGUGCUGUAACAACAAAUAAUGAUUACUUAAAGCAGUGUGCUCCUCAAGUGAAAUGCGAUCCAUAUGCGAAAUAUAGAAGUGUAAAUGGAUCUUGUAAUAAUCUGAAAACACCCACAUGGGGUGCAGCAAAUACACCCUUUCUUCGUAUGCUUAAUGCUAAUUUCAGCGACGGUUAUUAUGAAUUAAGAAAACAAACAAAUGGAAGUGCAUUACCCAGUCCCAGAGUAGUAAAUAUCAACGUGUUUCUGACCCGAGAAAAGUACCGUACGGAUGAAAACAACGUACUUUUACUUCCAUUUGGUCAACUGUUAGCCCACGAUCUAUCGGGUCUAUCGAAUGACGUUCCGGAGAAUGAAUUCAGCAUAGUAACGGAUUGUUGUACUGACGAAAACGCGAGAAAGACGUUCUCUCAGUGUCAGCUGGUCGUCGAAAAUCCACUCGAUGAUCCGGUUUACAGUAAACACAAUAUAUUUUGCAUGGGAUUAGUACGCUCGCUGACUUCGAGGAAUUACAGCUGUCCGUUGUAUCCCACGACGUUCUUUAAUGAGAACACCCAUUUCAUCGACGCGUCUAACGUGUAUGGUUCGAGUGAAAGUGUUGCCCGACGUCUCAGACUUAUGGAGGGCGGAAGACUUAAUUUUUCGUUAAGCGAUGACGGUCAGAUGUUCUGUCCGUUUCAAGAAAAAAAGAAAUUUAUAGAGAUUGAGCGGCAAAAUUCCUCUUUACAAUACGACACAGGGGAUCCCAACAAUGGGAAUCAAAACCUAGGAAUAUUAGUGAUGCAAACUGCAUUUUUAAGAUUUCACAAUUAUAUCGCUUUUGAACUAUCAACAAUAAAUUCUCAUUGGUCAGACGAAACGAUCUAUCAAGAAUCACGAAGAAUUGUCAUUGGAACUAUUCAACGAAUAGCAUACCAAGAUUUUUUACCCAUUAUCAUUGGAGAAGAUUAUCAAGAAAUAUAUGGGAUAAAUGGGAAAAAUAUUUACGAUCCCAUGAUGGAUCCAUCGAUGGCCAUGGAGUUGACAAGCGCUGCUUUACGAGUUUUACAUACAAUCAUACCGGUUCAACUGAAUUUUAUGAACAAUGAUUACAAAAUCGAAUCGUCAGAAAACAUUACAGAUUGGAUGUUACGACCAGUACUAUUACCCGUUAAAGAUAAUUUCGAUAAACUGUUAAAAGGUUUUCUGGAGACACCCGGUCGUAUGGUUCAACCCUCAUACAAUUUCUAUAUAUCCAACUAUUUAUUUAGUUUUCCUAAACAGCCUCCUUACACUGGACGUGAUUUGUUAUCACUCGAUAUCGCAAGAGGUCGUGAUGUAGGCUUACAACCUUACACCAAAGUUAAACAUUUAUGCGGAUUACCAUUGGCUAAAAAAUUUGAAGACUUGAUCGACUUGAUUCACAUAAAAGAUAUAAAUAAACUAAAAGAACUGUAUCAUUCGGUCAAUGAUAUUGACUUAAUAGUAGGACUUUUGUUAGAAAAAAUUAGCGACGGUGCCAUUGUUGGUCCAACUACUCGAUGUUUAAUUUCCGAUGGUUUCUAUCGGUACAAAGCCGGUGAUCGAUUUUUCUACGACGUCCAGGGACAGCCAGGAAGUUUCACUCCUGAGCAACUAAAAGUAAUUAAAAAAAUUACCCUUGGUCAUGUAAUAUGUGCUAUAUCAAAUGUGGAUCAUGUACAAGAAGCUAUUUUUAAGUCAAUUGAUCAUAAAUUAUUUUCGACUAUUAAAUUGAAAUGUGAUAAUGAAUUCACUUUGGAUUUCGAAGAAUGGACGGAAUCAAAUAAUCGACAAGAGUUUUAAAUUAUUCAUUAACAUUACAAUUAUUUUA
Messenger RNA from Sipha flava (yellow sugarcane aphid), 2160 nucleotides. Its product is annotated as peroxidase-like. The record is from RefSeq and is a predicted model, not a curated record. The transcript has 14 exons. The coding region runs from base 123 to 2132 and encodes 669 amino acids. Gene Ontology annotation, molecular function: peroxidase activity; heme binding. Lineage: Eukaryota; Metazoa; Arthropoda; Insecta; Hemiptera; Aphididae. Gene Ontology annotation, biological process: response to oxidative stress.